AUGAACCAGAGCCCGCCAAAUGCUCAACCCGUACUGGGUCCUCCCAUCCCUGGCGGCUCAUUUGCUCCGUUAUCAGUGAGGGGACCUUUGGCUGGAGGUCGCCAGAUCACCCGAAACCGCGCGAGCUACAGCUGUCACACGUGUCGGCGUCGAAAGGUCAAAUGCGACAAGACACAUCCGAUAUGUGGAAACUGCGUGAAGAACAACACCGAGUGUAUAUAUGAUGUGUCAUCCCAAAAAGAUGAUGAUGGACGCGAUGGCUCUUCCCAAAAUACGCAUGGCGUUAAACGAAGGAGAGGGAUGCCCCGAACAUUGGAGGAAGAUGUCGACGAGCUCCAGUCGCUUUACGGACAGUUGAAGCGGGCAGAGUCGACAGGCGAAAUGCCCGACCCAAGCGCCAUUGAAUCGCGACUCGACAAGCUUAUGUCAAUGAUUGAGCGCCUCGGGGGGAGCGACGAAGCCCUCGAAGACGUGGGGAUUCAGGCAACGGCCCCGGAUGCGAAAGUGGAACCCAUACAGUCGGCUGACCCAGGGUGGACCGAUGGUCUGAACGGAAACAAAGCACCGUCAAGAUCUACCAGCCCGCGUCCCAUUGCAGCAGAGUCGAGUAAUGACGAAUUUCCGAUCCCAUCCGGUCAGGCUACCGAUCUAGUAGACCCGGUUGGCAGUCUCAACUUGGGCCAUUUGAGCCUAGAGGACGGUGGAAGGUCAAGAUAUGUUGGAACCACGUAUUGGGCUUAUAUUUCUGGCGAAAUCAAUGAGCUCAAUCAAUUGCUAAGAGACCAAAAUAGCUCACAUAAUCAGUCUGCUCCUGAAAAGAAUAAUGAAGACAUAACAGAUCUGCAUGCCAAUGAUCGACAGCCAUGGAGAGAAUCAAUAGGCAGCUCGACACCUUCAGUCGCGCCUAGGCCUUCUUCCUUCCAACAAUCUAGAAUCUUCCCUUCAGGUGACUCUCCCUCGGUCAAUGAAAAUGUGGUGGAGCCAGAAAUGCUUGAUCACAUUCCAACGAGACGGCAAAGCCAUAUUCUUUACAAAGGAUUCAUUUCCGGUGUACACGCCAUCAGUCCUAUCAUUCACCCUCCAACUAUCCUCAAGCUCUACAAUUCCUUCUGGGAUUGGUAUGACUACAGCAGCUAUUCGGGAGAGUCAUGCCCAAAUCCAUCAUUCAUUCCAUUAUUGUACGCCAUAUGGUAUGGCGGCUCAGUGACGAUUUCAAUCCGAGCGAUCAAAGCUGAAUUCAAUGUGUCCUCGCGGUCGAUCCUUUCGACAAUAUAUACCGAAGAAGUUACCAGAUGGCUUACAAAUAUCAAAUUUCCGCGCAGCCCUUCACUUCAAGGCCUCGCUGCUUACCUUAUCGUACAGACAAUUGUCACGAAAGAGGAAGAGCCUUUGACGAGUAGUCUCUUUGUUAGUCUCGCAAUGAGGGUUGCGCAAACCAUGGGCUUGCAUCGGGACCCAGCUAAGUUUGGCAUAGAGCCAUGUGAAGCUGAGUACCGGCGCCGUUUAUGGUGGCACAUUAUGCACAUGGACGGUGUCGUUGCGAUGUCAAGCGGUCUGCCUCCACUUGUCAACGACGAGAAUUAUUGGGAUGUGUGCGAGACGAGUGAAAUGAAAGAUACGAUGCUAGGUAGCCCCGCUGCAGAGUCCUACAUGAAACGGGUUGCUUCGGGGGAGCGGCUUCCUGAUAAUCCAGAUGAUCCAACUAUUUGCGGCGGACCAUCAAUGGUCAACGUCUACUACCUGACCGCAAGGGGGAAAUAUACCAUGGCUCGCGCUGUCCGCCGAAUAUUAAAAAUCCAGCUUGGAAUAAAGCCCCUCACCAGGCAGGACAUGGAGGAGCUUCGGUCAAUACUUCUUGACUUGCAGCUGAAACUGAAUUCCAUCAUCAACAGGAUUCCAGAGGGGAAGGAUGUUGAUAACCUGUCAACGCCAGGCCGAGCUUUUUCUAUGUCCAAGUCCCCCGAUGGCCGCUCUUCCGACACAGAGCUUCCAGGCGAAGGUCCCACCGGAUGCCCAGAACAGUAUCACUCACCAGUUCUUGUUUGCUUCCAUAAAUGGGCGAAGAUCAUUCUUUCUUUGUAUAUUGACAAGGCCUUCUGCGUGGCCUACCAGCCUUUUCUGAAAAACGCUCGCAGCCGAAUUUGGCCAGCAGCACGCCAGAGUGCACUUCGCCAUUGCCAUGGUUUCAUGGAAAAGUUCAUCCAACUGGCAACGGAUCCUGAUUUCCAACCUUUUCAUUGGAGCUGGCCUGGUAAUCAUCAACCAAUGCAUGCUACUAUGAUCAUGCUUAUUGACCUAUAUGAGCGACCUUACAGCCCUGAAGCAUCCAGGUCCCGCGCGUUCAUCGACAGCAUACUCGCACUUUCCGGCCCAGACGGAGGCGUCGUAGGUGGUGAAGAUGGUGUCUCAACACAACGGCCAUUGAAGGACGGUGGCCGUGAAGCCUGGGAUAUGAUCCGCCGCCUUCGCCAGAAGGCUUGGCAAAAGGCUGGCCUCAAUCCGCGAAUGCUCUGGACCGAACAAGACCAGAUCCAGGCUGGUGUCACUUCGCCAGUUGACACUCGCGGGGAUGGUGACUCUCCUUGCUCAGAUCCCUCUCAGGCCGGGUCUCCAGGUUCAGCAUCGGCCGGCCAUCCCUCAACAGACGACCCUCAACCCAGCGAUUUUGUCAAAACAUUCUACAACCUCACCCGCUCCCACACGUUCUCAAAUCCUGUUACCCCGGAUGCUACUAAAAGUCCCCUACGAUACGAAUACCAACCCCGGGAUAAAUCCUUACCUCCAGUCUCGCAUUCCCAAUUUCAUCCUAACCCCGCCGAUAAUCCCACAUCUCUCCGCAUUGGCGCGUCUUCACCCAAUAAUACGGAUUCCUUGUUUGCUGCACCUCCACCGACACAAUCCCCUGCAUCCACCGCCCCCGCCCCACAUGUUCAGCAUUCAGAUCCCGAUAUUGCUGCUUCUGGUGGCGUGUCCUUCAUGGACCCUGCGUCUUCUAAUGUUUUACCUAUGGGAGUUCCCACACCGCCAUCGAUGGUUGACCCCAACCUCAACUUCGACUGGGACCAGUGGGAUGCUGUGUUCGGGCAACAUCUUCCUGUCGCAGAUGAUCUGAUGGAAUUGGAUCCCGUUUCGGGUCUUGAUUUCACCCAUGUUGGAACUGCCUCAACGUUUAAUGGCACUAGUCCCGUCGACAUGCCUAUUUCAUAUACCAAUGGUCUUCCACUUCCAGACUCCUCUCCAGGAGGGAAUUUCACUUCAUGGAAUGGAAACAAUGGAGCUGAUUGGUCGGGAUAUUCUUAA
This is a messenger RNA of Penicillium samsonianum, 3300 nucleotides long. Its product is annotated as putative C6 transcription factor. Lineage: Eukaryota; Fungi; Ascomycota; Eurotiomycetes; Eurotiales; Aspergillaceae. Gene Ontology annotation, molecular function: zinc ion binding; DNA-binding transcription factor activity, RNA polymerase II-specific; DNA binding. Gene Ontology annotation, biological process: regulation of DNA-templated transcription; DNA-templated transcription. The record is from RefSeq and is a predicted model, not a curated record. The transcript has 9 exons. Bases 1 to 3300 code for a protein of 1099 amino acids.